Paramuricea clavata is the source of this 12485-nucleotide messenger RNA. The record is from the annotation of a GenBank genome assembly. NCBI's taxonomy places the organism in Eukaryota, Metazoa, Cnidaria, Anthozoa, Malacalcyonacea, Plexauridae.
AUGAAGGAGGUGAAAGGAUUUUGUGAGAAUUAUAUGAUAUCUCAUAGUGCAGACGCAGUGGAACUGCGCAAACAUUUCGGUGAUUUCUUGGAUGAGGUAAUGCCCGACUUAUAUAUCUUCUAAGGAACCUCUAAGGACUAAACAGGAAUGGCACCCUUAUGAAGCCUGUAGGUGGCCAAUACAAAUAUGACUAUAUUUGUAUUGGCCACCUAUAUUUGUAGUGGCCAAUACAAAUAUGACUAUAUUUGUAUUGACCACUGAUUGUAAAGAGACUUCUUUACAAUCAGUGAAGACAUAUUUGUAUAAUAGACCGCACUUGGUCACAGCAGCCGACGCUUUGGUAUGAAGCUAGUCUAUGUAUUUUUCACUUCUACAAGUAUAACCAUUCAGGAUUCUAUUCCUGCAGUUGUUUGAUUAUAAUUUCGUCUUAAUUCAAUAUGAAAAAGAAGCAGGGCCCGCGGAGCGUAUUAGAGAGUGGGGGGGAGGGGGGGCUAAAGGGUGAGGUUUAAUUAAUUUAGAAAGUUUCAUUUAGAUUUCUAUUUUAAUAAUUUUGGCUGUCAAAAAAAGUGGGGGGGCUAAAGCCCCCCCAGCCCCCCUGUCUCCGCGGUCCCUGAGAAGAGAACUCCAGUUUUCCUCCACUUGGCAUUGAACUGCCCAAAAGCUAAAGCCAAUUAUAACUCUUGCCAAAACGGGUCAAGCAGAACGAAAUACGUUUGGGGGCCCAAAACCUGACGACAUACCGAAGGGCCCCACCCCCAAUAACAUAUCACUUGGACCGGCCCUGCCUGUGAUGACCCUAAGCCCUUACUGAACUUCUAGGGAGAACUGUUAGACAUAUAUCCGAUGUAGAUUCGAUGUGCAUAAAAUUCGCUUUAAUUUUUCUUGUAGCAUAUAAGACCGUCAACCAACAUUUCCUAAUAUUUUUCUUAGAAUAUUCAGCAGUAUGUAAAUCUAGUAAAGACAACGUGCUCGGAUGAAACUCCGUUGAUUUUUAUCUUCCGUCUAUCUGACUUGGACGCCGCUAAUUCUUUUUGGAAGAAUUUUAAUGAAGGAGACCUAAAGUCUACCAUUAAGGCGAAGCUUCAGAGUUUUGGAAACGAGAAGAAUUGUUUUAAGAAUAAAGAUAUUAAGUUCGAUAUUGCCAUUGACGAAGAUGAUUUUCAGAAAGUUCAUCAUACACUUAAAAAUCCUAAAGAAUGUAAGUCAAGGGCACAAUAUAAAAUAGAUCGUAUGAUUGUAAUUUUACGGCAGGAAGGACACCUAGUAAUUGCGUCUUUUAUUCCAAUCCAUCAUCAUCAUCAUCAUCAUCAUAAUCGUCAUCAUAAAUAAUCAUCAUCAUUCAUUAUCAUCAUCCCCAUCAUGAUCAUCAUUCUCACCAUCAUUAUUUUUCACCUUUCGGAACCACUUACCUAAUUAAAUUGGUCUUCAAUUUUACCUCUUCGACAAGGACUUGAGACUUUAGUAAUUUAGAAGUGAUCAAUUUAUCCAUUAUAACUGAGGGCAUGUAGUAAAACACUGACUACCGGAACACCGCCGGAACACCGCCGGAACACCACCGGAACACCACCUAACCCUAACCCCAACCCUAACCCCCAACCCUAACCCCAAACCCUAACCCCAAACAAAAUGGUGGUGUUCCGGUGUUCCGGUGGUGUUCCGGUGUUCCGGUAGUCAGUGUUUUACUACAUGCCAUAACUGAGGUUAGUUUAGUUCACUUUUACUCACUUUUAGUUACGUUUUUCUUAUCAUUGGUAUUGCUUUUCAUUUGGUUGUAAAACACAAUAUUAUGAUUUAUAUUUAGGUCAGGUGUUAGUUGAUGGUAUGGAAAAACAGGAGUUGAAAUUACGCGACUACCAGAUUGAGCUUGUUCAACCCGCACUUGAGGGUAAGAAUACCAUCAUCUGCGCGCCUACGGGUAGGGGCAAAACGUUUGUUGCCAUGGAAGCUAUAAAGCAUCGCAUGACCCAACCAGAUCCAAGAUAUAUUGCGUUCAUAGUAAACACGGUCAGCUUGGUCGAGCAACAGCAGUCGUGUUUGGAGCGAUAUCUCCCAGAGUCUGUGGUAGUCUCGAGUGUUUGCGGCAGUAAUCCAGAUGUCUCGCUUCCUAACGUCUUGGAGGGUACUCAUGUGGUCGUAUUAACUGCACAAGUGUUAGUGAAUUCUCUCAAGAAGGACAAGCAAGCCAGCGAGCAAGCUGCUGCAGUGGAGAAGGAGAAGGAGAUUUCAAUAUCGCAAUUUUCGCUUCUGGUGUUUGAUGAAUGUCACCAUACUACCAAGGAACAUCCGUAUAAUGAAAUCAUGAGAUGGUACAUGAAAGAGAAGUUUGAGGUAUGAACAUGCAUUAUGUUGUUGUUGGGAUAGAACUUUAUAUUUCUUGGUUUACAGAUCCGCCGACCGUAAAAAUCUGGAAAGUGAAAAAAAGUUGAAAAUACAUCUCAACUGUCUGGCUCAUCAUACCUCCUAAAUUGAAUAAAAUCAUUUAGCGUUAUAAAAUACUACUAUUUAACAAAUAUAAAACAUUUUCCGUGUUGAUAUACAGUUAUAUCAACACGAGUGGAAUUGGGAAAACGAGAAAUUGUAUGGAAACACGACGCCCGAAGGGCGGAGUGUUUUCAUACAAUUUCCAGUUUUCCCAACUUCCACGAGUGUUGAUAUAACUAUAUAUCAAUACGGAAAAAAUGUUUUAUAUUUUUUUUAUAAUAUAGCAAUGUCAAAAGCCCGAAGGAUAAGAAAAAUUUCCGUGUUUAUAAGCGGCAGAAAAUUUCCCGUGUUGACAUUGAGUUAUAUCAACACGGCUCUUAGCCAAUCAGCGUUCAGAAUUUACAAAUGCUAUAUUAUAAAAGAAAAUAUAAAAUAUACUCCUAUAAGAAAAUAUAAAAUAUACUCCAGGAAAAGAUUGUAUUUGAUUCUGCCCAUAACAUAGUCUUGUAGUAAUUUGGUUCGGCCAUAAACAUAGUCGUGUUUUUAUAACCUACAAUCUUUUUGGAGAAAAAAUCUGUAAACCGAUAAUACAAAGAUCUGGCCUUGUUGUUGUAUGCGGAAAUUUGGUUUCCCUAACCGCUUUCUCUACUUUUUACCUUUUUCUUUUUUCAUUUGUUUUUUUUUUCUGAAUCCAAUGCCAUGUGUAAUAAAUAUUUCUAAUCCUAUACAGGUUUCCUCUUCUAAUCUUCCACAAAUUAUUGGUCUCUCUGCGUCUCUGGGCAUUGGGACUGGAAAUAGCGGAUGUGGCACGAGAGCUGAGCAAUAUAUCAUGGGAUUAUGCGCCAACCUUGAUGUUCAUGAAUUACAGGCAAGUAAACUAAAAUGAAAUGAACUGAAAGAAUUGCCCUUAGAAGUACUUACGUCAGGCAAUGUUUUAUUGUGGGAUACUUUUGGGUCGAUAAUUUAAUGUUUGGAAAUUACAAGCCCGUUUACACUACACUCAAUUUUUGGUACCCGUAUCAUUUUUAUCCGUGCUUGGACUAGGUACGGGUACCAGUUUUAUCCGUGUCGUACCAAAAUUCGAGAGUAGUGUAAACGGGGCUGUGCGUGACGCAAGCACUUCUAAGGUCCAUCACACUGCACUGUCGUAUACUACACUGCACUGCACUGCACAGCAUCGCGCCGAACCGAAUUACAUGAAACCGCAGCAAAACUAACUGAACUGAGAAAGCCAAAAAAGGAGAUCCUCGAUUGGAAUAGCGGAAACCUAAACCACACUUAUUUUACUUAUACUGGGUUGCUUAAUCCGUUCUAAACUGUUUGGUUAUUGACUCAGUGUUACUGCAAGAGGAAACCGGAGUACCUGGGAUGUUUGAAUCAAACUGGAAGUACACUUCUCACGGUCACAUGGGACGGUGGUGAAAUGAUAUAAUGAAACAACCAUGUAUUGCAGCAAUCGUACUCUUGUCAUAGAGGCGAAAGCCACGUGCCACCAACACUGCGAAUAAUUCUUUCAUAUUCUUGUUCAAUAUUUGUAUAUUGUCUCAUUUUUUGUAUCGGCCAUUGUUGUCGUUGUUUAACUUGUAUCAUUUGGAUUCAGGUACAUGUAGAAGAGGAAGCCACCACUACGAAAAUCACGCCGAUAUCACGUGAUUACAUCAACGUAUUUCAGAAAACCAUCAAGGACGUCAUGACCGAAAUCGAAAAGAUGAUGUCAUCAGUUGACAUACAUGAGCACCAGUAUGGUAGCCAACCCUACGAAAACUGGGUGGUCAACCAGCUGAAGGAGAAUCUUGGUAGAGACAUGUUGACCUGCUUAGAACAUUUGAAGUUUUAUAACAGUUCACUGAUGAUCAACGAUGAGGUCCGUUCUGAGGACGCACUCCGGUAUUUACGGGAAAAUAUCGAGCAGCCUCAAGAGUCGACGGAAGUGGAAAACAAACCUCGAAAAUUAACGGAAAUGGAAUUCAAACUUCGAGAGUUAAAAGACAAAGCUACAGCAGUCAUCCGACAGGGUUUCGAGGUAUCCCAACUAAACCCGGGUUUGCGAAUGUUACAAGAACGCUUGCUCGAGAAGUUGUCUUGCCGUGGAGAAAAUGGCUUUGAGUCUAAAGGAAUUAUUUUUGUGAGUACGCGAUUCGUUGCUGAAGCAUUGGUCGACUGGCUGGGAAAAUCACAGGCUUUAAAGAAUUUGGUAAAAAGACCAACCUCGGUGAUUGGCUGUGGUCAGCGAAACGGAAAAGGUAAUAUAGAUUUUAUGCACUGCGAUUUAUGGAGACGAUUUCAGAUGUACUGUGAUCGUAUUUGGGAAAUAUAAUAGUGAGCGUCAUCUGACGCAUCACCAACUGAAAAUAUUCGUCAUUAGCAUCCACUUGAACCCAACUCGGGCCGAUAUAUCGCAUAAGGGCUUAUUGAUAUGAGCCCGCUUUACCCUUGACUCGUACCCAGUCCCUCGAAUGGAGAUUGAAAACACCUCCGACCACUGAUCUAUAUAUGUACGAUGGCUUGAAUACCAUCAACACAGAAUAGAGACUAUAAAGAAGCCCGACUUCUUGGUUUUUCCUAUGAUUUUGGCGUAACCAUAAUUCGUCAUCAAAAUGCUGACGCCAUGGCCUUAGUCAGUGUACUUAUGAGAGGUGUUCACCAUAGGUAUUCAUCAUAGGUAUUCAUCCCCUCUGAUAAUAUUCAAAAUGGCGGACGUGAUCGACGUCCAGGGGAAAUGCCUUUCAUAAGCGCACUGACUAUAGGAUUAGGACCAUGGCGUCUUUAUUCUGUGCCAUAAAACCUUGAGACAUCCGAAGUUCCGAACGAGCGUACUUUGCCGAGAGGCCCGAGACCCAUUCCAUCCGUGUUUAUAUUGUUUACUGAUUUUCAUGUUUCAGCUGGUAUGGCAAAAGCGAGCCAAGACCGUGAAAUCAAGAACUUUCGUGAAGGUGACUGCAAUGUCAUUGUAGCGACUUCAGUUCUGGUAGAAGGAAUCGAUAUCCCAAAAUGUAAUUUCGUCAUUAAUUACGGAAUGCCUGGUAAUGAGAUCACUUUGAUGCAAGCUCGAGGCCGCGUGAGAGCGAACAUGCCUGAUGAUUGGCAGUAUGACAUCAUCGUGUCACGUGAACAGGUCAUGAUCAAAGAACGAGAUUUGCGGAAGGAAAAGUUGAUGAAAGAGACUAUCGCGAAAGUGAAAAGAAAGAGCAAGGAAGAUUUUAAAAAAGCGGUAGGAACAUUAAUAACUUGAAAUAUCUCGUUGAAAAUUAAAGUAAUGCAAUUUGCCGUUUAAUACCAAUAUAGCUGUCGGCCACUGGCCAUUUAGUGAAUGCUAACCGUUACAUAUAAUAUUGUAAAAAAUUGGAUUUAAAACACUUUCUGUAACCCACUGCACACCUACAAAAAUGCAGCAGACUUGUAACAACAUUAACAAUUGUCGUCAUUGCUUUAAGUAAUUGUAGCAAGGUUGUUGUCAGCAAGCUUGAUACCAGUUGCUGUGGGUUUGACAGCCAACAAGUCCUAACAAAUUUCAUGACAUGAAACACAAGCUUGAUAAGCCAACAACUUGUCAACAAGAUGUGAGAUUUUUACGAGUACAGUCCACAAUACACUCUCUCCUGCGAUUCAACUUACUUCGCACAAACGUGUUUCCUUUCACUACUUUUAAAAGCUUCUUUUCUCUCAGCAAAAUUAUCCGUGGAUUGGAACGGACAAGAAAAUUUUUCUUUGUGUCAAAGUAAUUAGUUCCAACCCAGAGCUCACAAGACAAAGAAAAAUGUUCUUGUCCGUACCAAUCUACGGAUACUUUUUCUGAGUGGAAACUUGCCUUAACACGCGUUCUUUUUUCUCUAAUAGGUGGAGAAACGUCAAAAGGAACUCUACGACAACUACCUUAAAAAUCUUGCCAAACAAGGGUCAAGUCAAGCUUCACCGGUUCCAGAUGAUCUUGAUUUUCACUGUUUCAGAUGUGACGCAUUUGCCUGCAAGGCAAAACACAUUAAAAAGUUCCACGAGACAAAUCAUAUUGUCCCGAACUAUGGAGCUAACCUCCACAACGUUGUUUUCAAAGAGGUCUCGGACUCCAAAACCAUUCCUGGAGGUUUCAACAAGACUGGAAAAACGUAUUGUAAAACGUGCAAUCACGAUUGGGGCAACCGAGCGAGGAACGACUAUGGAGAGUUCCCUCUGGUAAAGGUCUCUUCCUUUCGUGUUAGAAAAAGUUCAGGAGAAUCGAUGGUGUAUAAAAAGUGGAAAGAAUUUCCAUACGAACUCGAUACAUUCGAUCCAGAGAACGAUGUUGAUGUACUGAACUGAGCAAUUCUUUGCUCAUGAGGAAAACGAAAGUUUUGAUCCUACAAAGUUUGAUUCUCGGAAACUUUGCACCAUGGAUAUUAAUGAAAAAUAUAUUUAUAAAAUAUAGAACUGAUAUAACUAUCCCGUAUAAAUAAGUUGUUUUAAUUAAUCCUGUAAUUUACAACGAACGAUAUCAGUUGAACUGUUUUCUAUAAGAAUUCAGCAUUCACAAUUUUCCCGUAAUUCUAAAAUGUAAUUUCUUAAGCGGGUCAUCUGUAGCACUCUUGGUUUUAUCCACUAUUUUACAUACUCGAAAAACUUCAGAGAAGUAAAAGACAUUAUACAGCAGAGAGAGAGAGAGAGAGAGAGAGAGAGAGAGAGAGAAUUAUUAGUGCAAAUUUAAGCAUUAAUUGAAGUUAUAUUAAAUUUCACAAAAUGUACACACUCGUAUAUUAAAGUAUUAAACAGUACUUAAAAUACUCAUUAAACAUUCAUAAAUCUUGUGGCAAAUCAUGUCAGCCAUAAUAUGUCACGUGGAGUGACUUUAUAUCUGAUAAAACUCAUCUUCAUUAGUAUUCUUUAUAUAAUCAAAGUAUAGGGAAACAACUAUACUGUGAUAUAAUCCCCUAUACUGUGAUAUAAUUCUUUUCUAUAAUUUUGUGAUAUAAUUUCCCUAUACUGUGAUAUAAUUCUUCAUCCUAAUUAGUACGAUUAUAUAAUUGUUCAUCCUAAUUAGUAUUCUUUUGUAGUCGUAUUUUACUGUAAGCUAUUCAAUAAAUUAUACAGUUAAUAGUGAUAAUUUUAACUACUAUUUAAAACACCCGAACUCGCGUUUUAUCAUAUCUAAAACGCUCAGCUGCGCCUCGCGUUUUAAAUAUGAUAAAGCACUCCUCGUGUUUUAAAUAGUACUUAAAAUUAUCACUAUUAACUGUAUAAUUUAUAGAACUUUUAUGGAUUUCAAUCGUUUCAGUGAACAAAUUUCAAAGAUAGAUAGAUUUAGUACUGCACCCAGGGACGUCGCUAUAGGGGGGUCCCAAUAAUUCAAACGUUGGUCAAAGUUGGUCAAAAUGGAAGUGAUAUUUGCCCAAAGUUGGUCAAAAUGGAACUGAUAUUUGCUUAAAAUUGAAGGUAAAACUGGGAAAAAUUACCAAAAGUUUGGGAUAAAAGAUGGUCGAAGUUGGCCAAAGUUCUGAAAUGGUUCAAUUUUAAAGAUUUUCAGUUACGUUUGCGAUGAAAAAAUUGGAAGUUUUGGUCAUCUUGGUCGAAAAAUUUUGAAUUUGCUCAUGGUGGUACGGAAAAUUUUUUUUGACAAUGCUUAUGUUAGUCGGGAAAAUUGUUUUUGACUAUGCUUAUGUCAGUCCGGAAAAUGUUUUGGACCCCCCAACAUUUUCAGGAAAAAUUUUUACGACUUGAUCAAAAUCCUAGGAAAUGUUGGUCAAAACAGGACGACCCCCCUCCCCCCCAAUGUUGAUGACUUCGCGACGUCCCUGACUGCACCGGUAUCGUAGGUUCAAUUUUCGUAGCUGUUCCUGGUUAGGUCUAAUAAAUAUGUAAAAUUUACACUCGAAAUUUCCAUAUCUACGAAAUCCUUCAACAUCAGUUCAAUUAAAGCCAGUUUUCCCAUGGUUUUCCAAGCGCACCGGUUUUGCGCGCGGGGAGGAUUUUUUCUUUCUCUUGUGAUUUCUUGGGUAGAACUAAUGAGAAAAGACAAAUAUUCCGCCUGGCGGAAAACCAGCUAAAUCGAGUGAGUCAGUGAGAUCUAAAAAUCCUGAUAUACUACGUUACUAGAACACAUUAUAUAAUACCUUAUUGAAUUUUGAUCGUUUAAUUGGCUGUCAAUAUGGUCACGUGAUAUUGAAUAGAAAAUUCAUUUCCCUAAAGUGCAAUGGAAUACGUUCCAUUGCCAAUCUCGUUCUCUGAGCCUGCGAUUCUCGGGAAGGAACGCGAGGCUCAGGAAUAAUCCGUUGCCGAAAGCCAGGAAUCCUGCCUAAGAUUGAACUGCGCAUUGCAUAUCAACGGCCAAUCAGAUUCCUCCCUGAAACGGAUUAUCCCAGAGCCUCAAAGAGCCUCACCAGAGGCAAUCUCGUACCCAUAGCUCUGGGUACGAGAUUGCACCAGAGGAGGAAUGAGGGUCUUCCCACAAUGCAUUGCGUCUCAUUAUUACCAGUGUAGUAUACGAAGGUGUCUAAUUAUUAAUAAAGGUCGCGUGCAAGGGUCAAGAAAGGAUAUCGGAUGACAAUAACAAACUGGAUUGCUAGACAAUAUACAGGACAAGAAUAUAGUGCAUUGAGUGCAGGGAACUAGAAUAGGAUUUAAUAAAGUGAUUUGUUUAUACUGCUUGCGUGUCGUGAUAUAUUACAUUGGUGCCGUGACCAAGAUGACUACAUCAACAGCGACAACAAGAGCAAAUUUGUUAUCUGUUCCUGAAACAUUUUCAAACGGUGAUUUUGAUUGACUGCACUGCACAGCAUCGCGCCGAACCGAAUCGCAGCGAAACUAACUGAACUGGGAAAUCCAAAAAAGAAGAUCCUCUAUUGGAAUACUGGGUUGUUUACCAUUUACAUGGAAAACCUAUCCGGUUUGAAAUUGUGCUAAUGGUAAGCAAAAUUUCGGAUAGAAAAUUCCAUUCGGAUUAUUCGCUUUCCAUUUAGAGUGACUGACGGAAAGACACUGAAGGGUUGUUUACCAUUUACAUGGAAAACCCAUUCGGUUUGAGUUAAAUCGCGAAGAGCCUGGAACUGGUGAAAAAAUAAAAAAGAUGCAAAUGGAACAGAAUUCACCGGUUGAAACGUUCCAAGUCGAUAAGAGAGAACAACCUUUUCAAACAAACCGUUUAUUCCGGAAAAGUUCCGGUUGGGCCGUCGAAAUAUACUUGUUCCAUUUACUUUCCGUAUGGAAUCACCGGAAUUUCCAUGUAAAUGGUAAACGACCCUGGAAACCUAAACCACACUUAUGCUGGGUUGCUUAAUCCGUUCUAAACUGUUCGAUUAUUGACCCAGUGUUACUGCAAGAGGAAACCGGAGUACCUGGGAUGCUUGAGUCGAACUGGAAGUACUUUUCUUACGGUCACAUGGAACCUUGGUGAAAAUUUAAUGAAACAACCGUAUAUUGUAGCAAUCGUACCACCACCACUGCGAAUAAUUCUUUCAUAUUCUUGUUCUUAAACCUACAAACAUUGUCACAUUUUUUAUAUCGUCCAUUGUUCUCGUUAUUUAACUUGUAUCAUUUGGAUUCAGGUAUAUGAAGAAGAGCAAGACACCACUACGAAAAUCACGCCGAUACCACGUGAUUACAUCAACGUGUUUCAGAAAACCAUCAAGGACGUCAUGACCGAAAUCGAAAAGAUGAUUUCAUCAGUUGAUAAACAUGAUCACCAGUACGGUAGCCAACCCUACGAAAACUGGGUGGUCACCCAGCUGAAGGAGAAUCUCGGUAGAGACAUUUUGACCUGCUUAGAACAGUUGAAGUUUUAUAACAGUUCAUUGAUGAUCAACGAUGAGAUUCGUUCUGAGGAUGCACUCCGGUAUUUACGAGAAAAUAUCCAGUCUAAAGAGUCGACAGAAGUGGAAAUCAAACUUCGAGAGUUAAAAGACAAUGCUACAGCAGUUAUCAAACAAGGUCUCGAGGUAUCCCAACCAAACCCGGGUUUGCGAAUGUUGGAGGAACGUUUGCACGAGAAAUUGUCUUGUGGUGCAGAAAAUGGCCUUGAGUCGAAAGGAAUUAUUUUUGUGAGAACGCGAUUCGUUGCUGAUGCUUUGGUUAAAUGGCUGGAAAACUCGCAGGCUUUAAAGAAUUUGGUGAAAAAUCCAACUUCGGUGAUUGGUUGUGGUCAGCGAAACGGAAAAGGUAACUACUCAAGCUCCUCCUUCGCUUCCGGCAAUAUAUUUUAGGGCACGUUUAAUGCACUGCGAUUUGUCGGGACUUCAGAUGUACUGUAAUGAUAAUUAGGAUAUAAUAGCGAACGUCUUCUAACGACAUCAUCAACUGAAAAUAUUCGUCACUAGCAUCCAGUAAAACCUAAAUAUGCCCGACAAAUCGUAUGAGGGCCUGUUCACGAGCCCGGUUUGCCAGGAAGCUCACCUGUGUGGGAUGAUUGUGUAUAUUUUUAUCCCAUCUAAUAUCCCACCUCGGUUCAAUGACAUUAUGUAAACAUGGAGUCUUCGAAAUAUUUUUGUUGUAAAUAUAAACAAACUGCACCUAAUGGGGCUCUAAAAAGAACAGCUUUGAACUAGUAGAGCUAUCCAGUCUAGUGUAAUAAAUUUAUCACUCAUCAUUCCAUCAGCGCUGCCCUCUCUUCCAGAUAAAGUGAACGAUCCCUAAUUAUGGUCAAUUUCCUGGAUAGGAAAUGAGUCCAUCCCAAUUAAACUCUCAACAGAAAAUUGGUAGCUGAGUCAUACGAGGCAUCAGCAUUUUUCAAAUGAGUUCCAUACAAUAAAAGAUAAUUUAUGAAUAGCCAAUUUUCAAAAGACUUGUACUUCCUUGCAUACGUUGAUGACGUACCCGAAUGAGCCCGCUUUGCCGAGACGCAUUCCAUCCGUGUUUAUAUUGUUUAUUAAUUUUCAUGUUUCAGUUGGUCUGGCUAAAGCUAGCCAAGACCGUGAAAUCAAGAACUUUCGUGAAGGUGAAUGCAAUGUCAUUGUAGCGACUUCAGUUCUGGUAGAAGGAAUCGAUAUCCCAAAAUGCAAUUUCGCCAUCAACUAUGGCAUGCCUGGUAAUGAGAUCACUUUCAUGCAAGCUCGAGGCCGCGUGAGAGCGAACGAGCCUAAAGACUGGCAGUAUUACAUCAUCGUGCCACGUGAUCAAGUCAUGAUCAAAGAAAGAGAUUUGCGCAAGGAAAAGUUGAUGAAAGAGACUAUCACGAAGGUGAAAAGAAUGAGCAAAGAAGAUUUUGAAAAAAAGGUAGAAAUAUUAAUAACUUAAAAUAUUUCGUUAGAAAUAAAUUAAUUAAAUGACCGGAAUUUACUGUUGCCAGUGUGCAAUAUUAUAGUCGGCCAUUUUCCGAGCAAAACGCUGCGAUGUAUCCUUCCACUCACCACGCGUUGCUCUGCACAGGCAUUUUACGACAGUCCAUUUUACCACAAUCAGAAUAUGAAUUAUUUCUCCCUUAUUCUCGUGAACAUAUGCAAGUGAAAUAUUUAAUUACAAUGCACAGAGCCUCCUAAGGGGAGAGGGGUGAGGGCAAAAGGGGUAAUUGGCACCAGAUAAAGUGGGCCGCCAAGUAACAAUUUUGCGAGUAAAUAGGACGCGGAAAUCUUUCCUACAAUUAUACGUUACAACACACCGCACUAUAUCUUUAACGUGCGUUCUGUUUUUUUCUCUAAAAGGUGGAGAAUCGUCAGAAGAAAGCCUACAAAGAAUACCUGGAAAGUCUCGCCAAACGAGGAUCAAGUCAAGCUUCACCGGUUCCAGACGAUCUUGAUUUUCACUGCAAAAGAUGUGGCGCGUUUGCCUGCAAGGCAAAACACAUUAAAACGGUCCACGUGACAAAUCAUAUUGUCCCAAACUAUGAAGUUAACCUCCACAAUGUUGCUUUCAAAGAGGUCUCGAGCUGCUCUAAAACCAUUCCUGGAGGUUUCAAUAAGACUGGUAAAACGUAUUGUAAAAUGUGUGAUCAAGAUUGGGGUAACCGAUCAAGAAACGAGUAUGGAGAGUUCCCGCUGCUAAAGAUUGCUAACUUUCGUAUUAAAACAAGUUCAGGGAAAUCGAUGGUGUAUAGCAACUGGAAAGAUUUCCCAUACAAACUGAAUACAUUCGAUCCAGCCGAGAGCGAUGUUGAUGUACUGAACUGA